AUGGCGCCGGGCCGAGCCGGGCGAGCCGCGCGGAGCCGAGCCCCCGCCCCCGGCCGCCCGCCCGCCCUCGGCCGCCGCUCCCGCCGCCGCCGCUACCGAGGCUCGGGCCGCCGCCCCCGGGACUGGCCGGAUCCCAGCGGCCGCCGUUGCCGUGCCGGGGCAGGGGGGCGCUGGGCCACCCCGCGCCGCAUCCUGGACGCUGUCCUCCGCGCCGCGACCCGAGCAAGCCUAAGGAAGGGCGGAGAGCAGCUGUCCGCCCCACCGCGGGCGCCCCCACCCGCCGCCGCCGCGUGCGCACGCGCGGUCGGGGAGGGGCGGGCGCCGGGCGCAAAGGAUGACGUGAUGCUCUUUGGGCCCCGGGGGCCUGGGCUUCCAGAGCAGUCGCCGCAGUGUAGCCAGCGGCUGCCUCCGGAAUCCCGGGACUCCUGCCGCCCUCACGGGACUGCGAAGCCCUUUGGAAGAGUAGGGAAUGGUGUGCUCCGGGUCUGCUCUGGCAGGCAGCUAGCUAAGGACUACAGAAGGCAAUUGUCUUCCCCAAGGACUGAACCUGGACUCUCUCCUGGGUACUGUCUCCAGUAUUACUCUCAAGUACUGGAUCCCUUUGGGAGCAUGGCCGAGAGGUCACAACCAACGUCACUGGAAACCAUAGCAUCUGUUCCCUAAAUCUAAUCUACCUGAACAGCUGGAAGAAAACUCAGAGAGGGCAGCUUUACAAAGUCCAUCUGAUGUGAUGUUGCCUUAUCCUGCAUUCUUGCUUGAGACACAGACUGUGCAAGGGACUUGGAGAGCUAAACAGAGCAAGGAAAAGGAAGCUUGUUGAUGUUGGGUCCUGGUCAGGGAAGGCUUCCAGAGAUCCAGAUGGUCAACAGGAAAUUCUUACAUCAAAUACUUAACAUUGCCACAACAAAGAGUGGAAAAACCAUACGUUUAGGCAGCAUCAAGGAAUGCACUAAUACAGAAAGUGGGAAUGCCAGGUAUGGUGGAGCAAGCCCGUAAUCCCAGCAUUUGGGAGGCCAAGCAACAGGAUUAUAAAACAAAGCCAGUCUGACCAUACAGUACAGACCCCCAUCCCCUCCCAAAAAAGCAAACCAAGACAGUAUUAAAAGGGGUUGAAAACUGAAAACAGAGAGGGAUAAAAGGGUUGGGGCAAUAAGGGCUUCAAGUGCCAGGUAUAAAACUGCCCUUAGAAGGAGGGCAGACAGGGCUGGAAAGAUGGCUCAGUAGUUAAAAGCACUGGCUACUCUUGCAGAGGACCAA
Molecule: messenger RNA, 1257 nt
Organism: Mesocricetus auratus (golden hamster)
Lineage: Eukaryota; Metazoa; Chordata; Mammalia; Rodentia; Cricetidae
Product: dapper homolog 3-like
Exons: 2
Coding region: 1-663 (220 amino acids)
Source: RefSeq, a predicted model, not a curated record